Esox lucius (northern pike) is the source of this 2934-nucleotide messenger RNA. It is a transcript of the gene sec61a1a, whose product is annotated as SEC61 translocon subunit alpha 1. The record is from RefSeq and is a predicted model, not a curated record. Gene Ontology annotation, molecular function: signal sequence receptor activity; ribosome binding; transmembrane protein transporter activity. Gene Ontology annotation, cellular component: Sec61 translocon complex; membrane. The transcript is spliced from 12 exons. Bases 355 to 1785 code for a protein of 476 amino acids. NCBI's taxonomy places the organism in Eukaryota, Metazoa, Chordata, Actinopteri, Esociformes, Esocidae. Gene Ontology annotation, biological process: post-translational protein targeting to membrane, translocation; SRP-dependent cotranslational protein targeting to membrane, translocation.
UCAGAACCACAAAGUUAAAUGGGCAAACGUUGCAUUACUGACUGAUCUAUUAGUGUCGUUUCUUUUACAGUUUGUUUAUUAUUUUUCUGUAAGAGUCUGUUUUUAUAUACAGAGUCACUAUUUAUGAUGCUGUGUUUAGUAACACAGUCAGUCGGCAGACCUUUUGAUUUUUGCGAACACGACCACAGAGAAGGUUGAAGACGAAGAGCUUGGGUAGUGGUGACGUGUCUCUAAAGUGCCUUCUUUCCUGGGAGUAGCUAGAGCUUUCCAUCCGUAGUAAGAAGACCGAAGAGACUCAUUGACAUACAGGGGGCCGCACACUCAAAGAUCGUAGCUAAGGCUUGGGAAAUAAUCAUGGGUAUCAAAUUCCUAGAGGUAAUAAAGCCGUUCUGUGCGGUAUUACCAGAAAUACAGAAACCUGAAAGAAAGAUUCAAUUCAGGGAGAAGGUACUAUGGACAGCCAUCACUCUCUUUAUUUUCCUUGUGUGCUGCCAGAUUCCCCUGUUUGGCAUCAUGUCAUCAGACUCUGCAGAUCCCUUCUAUUGGAUGAGAGUUAUUCUGGCCUCCAACAGAGGCACCCUGAUGGAGCUAGGAAUAUCUCCCAUUGUCACAUCUGGCCUCAUCAUGCAGCUCCUGGCUGGGGCUAAGAUCAUUGAGGUGGGGGACACCCCCAAAGACCGGGCACUCUUCAAUGGAGCACAGAAAUUGUUUGGUAUGAUCAUCACCAUUGGUCAGGCCAUUGUGUAUGUCAUGACUGGCAUGUACGGAGACCCCUCCGAUAUGGGUGCUGGAAUCUGUCUGCUUAUCAUCAUCCAGCUGUUUGUGGCAGGUCUGAUUGUGCUGCUACUAGAUGAGUUGCUGCAGAAGGGCUAUGGUCUGGGCUCUGGUAUCUCCUUGUUUAUUGCCACCAACAUCUGUGAGACCAUCGUCUGGAAGGCCUUCAGCCCCACCACAGUCAACACUGGCAGAGGCACAGAAUUUGAAGGAGCCAUCAUUGCUCUCUUCCACCUCUUGGCCACACGGACUGAUAAGGUUCGUGCCCUGCGAGAGGCUUUCUACCGCCAGAACCUGCCCAAUCUCAUGAACCUCCUUGCCACCGUCUUCGUCUUUGGUGUAGUCAUAUACUUCCAGGGCUUCAGGGUUGACCUGCCAAUCAAGUCUGCCCGUUACCGUGGCCAGUACAACACUUAUCCCAUCAAGCUCUUCUACACCUCCAACAUUCCCAUCAUCCUCCAGUCAGCCCUCGUCUCCAACCUGUACGUCAUCUCUCAGAUGCUGUCCACGCGCUUCAGUGGGAACUUCCUGGUUAAUCUAUUGGGCACCUGGUCUGACACUUCUUCAGGCGGUCCGGCCCGUGCCUACCCUGUGGGUGGGCUCUGUUACUACUUCUCUCCCCCGGAGUCGUUUGGUUCGGUCCUAGACGACCCCAUCCACGCUGCCAUCUACAUCUGCUUCAUGCUGGGCUCCUGUGCCUUCUUCUCAAAGACAUGGAUUGAGGUGUCCGGCUCAUCUGCUAAAGAUGUGGCUAAACAGCUAAAGGAGCAGCAGAUGGUGAUGAGGGGACACAGAGAGACCUCUAUGGUUCAUGAACUCAACAGGUACAUCCCCACAGCGGCUGCCUUUGGUGGUCUCUGUAUUGGCGGCCUUUCCGUGAUGGCGGACUUCCUGGGUGCUAUCGGCUCGGGAACGGGUAUCCUGCUGGCCGUCACAAUCAUCUAUCAGUAUUUUGAGAUCUUUGUGAAGGAGCAAAGUGAGGUGGGAAGCAUGGGAGCCCUGCUCUUCUAGACAAACAACUGGCUGCCAAACCUUAUGACAAAACCACCCUCUGAAUGCACAUGGAUAUAUACCCCCAGAUCAGUCUCACUAAACAUUAUUAUUAUUAUUAUUAUUCACAUAAUUUGAUGUCCAUUUAAAUAAAAAUUUUUUUAUCUGCACAAUGAAAUGUAUUCUCUGGAUGCUUUCUGGCAUCUCCCCCUGACAUGGUCCACAGGAGGUUCAGCCCAAACUGGUUCAUGAAGCAGUGGUGGGACUGACUACAUCCUGACAUUCACAGCCUGAGGCCAGCUCCCCCUUUUAGACAUACCACAUUGCUCAACCCCUCUUUCAAUUGUAACAUUUUGCCUGGGCAUGUUUGUCCUAUCAGGGUGGAGAGGGUUGGGGGGGGGGUCCCUUUCCACGCUGAGACAAGAGCUAUGUAGUAUGCAAACAUGUAUACUGUACUGGGAUGAGGGCAGUCCCUUUCCUACUAGACCUUUUUCCAUACCUAGUCUACAUAGGAAAAUUAUGGUUUUCUGCUCAAGUUCCAUCAUCUGUGAGGAUAUAGGCAAGUGUAUAUAGUAUACCCUCUCAGCUUGGCCUUUUGGUACAAGCUUUAUCUGUGGUGUUGAUUUGAUGGCAAGGGAAGGUUUGGACCAGACUCAGAACGAUUCAGAAUAUAACCAUGUUUCUGUCAGACAUGUGACAUGGGUUUUAAACAGGUGAAAGAGUGUAGGACUCUAAGAAUGUGGUCCAGCUAUGUCAAAAACAAAUGUUUACCUUUUAUUUUGUGAGUGUGCAUUGCAAGAGUUCUGAAGUGAACCACCCACAGCCGAAGGUCCUCUGUUGAAACUGGCUGGAUGGAGGUUGGGUGUGUUUAGGGAGAGGUAAUCUUACUUUUGCCACGUUGAUACCUGUUACCCACUUUGUUGGGGUACAUUGGGUGAGCAAAGUUUUUGUUUGUGUUUUUUUAUUGUCUGCUUUGAGCAUGACUGUAUUAAACACUUCCAGAUGUCAUGGAUUUUGGUUUUCUGUAUAUAGCCAUGCAUCGAUCUAUUCUACAGUGUAAAAUAACUGUUUUUUUGAAUAUGUAAAAAAAAAAAAAGAAAAUGCUGUUCCGAACAAAUGUAUUCUGGGAAAAAGAUCAUUCUCAAUAAAAACUCAUUUUGGGGAAAGUUA